Vespa crabro (European hornet) is the source of this 828-nucleotide messenger RNA. RefSeq lists its product as uncharacterized. The transcript has 3 exons. Bases 289 to 678 code for a protein of 129 amino acids. NCBI's taxonomy places the organism in Eukaryota, Metazoa, Arthropoda, Insecta, Hymenoptera, Vespidae. The record is from RefSeq and is a predicted model, not a curated record.
CCAACGAAAUGUUUCCGCUCUACUCAACCCUUCCUAUUUAUCAUGCCCCGCCCAAUACAACUUGAUCUAAUACACCUUUCGAUGUAACUAAACACAUUCCAACAUGGUUCGGUAUGUAACAGCGUCUUAUGUGUCGUGUGUACUUUAUUAACUGUUAUAAGUGUCCUUAUAUUUACGGAAUCAAAAUAAAUUGAUAUUAUUUAUCAAGAAUACAUGUAUGUAUUUGCGAAUUUAAAAGGAGAAGACACGAAAAGGAUCUAUGAAAUAACUAGGUCUUAAAUUUAUAAAAUGUCCAUUCUAGACGAGCGUGAAGAAUACCUGAAGAAUCCAUAUUUUGUAAAGCACGAAUACGGAGAUUUCACACCUUUUUAUAUUACCAUCACCAUUUGUUCCGUAAUAGGUGGAUUUAUAUUUCUUUUGAAUAUUGUAUUCUGCUGGUGUUCCCGUCACAGAGCUUAUUGGCAAGAUCGUCAUACUGGAAAUCGAUACAUUCAAUCUUUGUGGACUGUAUUGCCACAUAAAACUCCACCUCUGGAUUUAACCGAAUUAGAAUCCAUUCACACUACACAACCGAUAGUUAAGUCUGAAGUAAUAGAAUAUCACGAUACUGAAUCUCAAGGAAAAGGUUCUAAUUCGCAGGAAUACUUGGAAAUGCAUAAACGUGAAAGUGAAAUUUAAUUUAACUUUAAUUUUAAUGUUUUAUGAUUGAGAAACGUAUGUACAAAAAUCAGAGAAUAUUACAAAGAUUUAGUAUUAACAUAGAAACACAUUUUGUGUUUCUUAUUUGUACAAAGUAGAAAAUAAUAUUGAAAGAAAAAUUGAUAGAUU